GGAGGCGGAAGAGCUUCUCGGCUCUACGCUCGGGAAUUCCGGGGCCAGUGAGGGGCCGCCCGGGGUACAGGAAAGGCCCGCCGGGGCGGGUUGGCCGCCCUCGGGGUGUCGGGACUGCGGGCCUGAGGGAUGAGGAGAGGCCAUGGCCAGCGACGGGGCCAGGAAGCAGUUCUGGAAGCGCAGCAACAGCAAGGUCCCGGGCAGCAUCCAGCAUGUGUAUGGCGCCCAGCACCCCCCAUUUGAUCCACUGUUACAUGGCACCUUGCUCAAGGCCACACCCAAGGUGCCGACCACGCCGGUGAAGGCCAAGCGAGUCAGCACCUUUCAGGAGUUUGAGAGCAACACCAGCGACGCCUGGGAUGCCGGCGAGGAUGACGACGAGCUCCUGGCCAUGGCGGCCGAGAGCCUGAACACUGCGGUCGUCAUGGAGACGGCCAACCGCGUCCUGCGCGACCACAGCCAGCGGCAGGGCUGCCACAAGCCGCCGGGGGCUCUGGGGCCCGAGCAGAAGCCAGAGCCUUCGGUGGAGCCUCCUCUGGUCCCGAGUGGUGACCUCCGGCUGGUGAAGUCUGUCAGCGAGAGCCACACGUCCUGUCCCGCAGGAAGCGCCAGCGAUGCCGUCCCUCUGCAGAGAUCCCAGUCUCUCCCGCACUCGGCGACCGUGGCAGUGGGUGGGGUGCCCGAGCCCGGUACCCUCAGCAGCUCAGCCUUAAGUGAAAGAGAGGCCUCCCGGCUGGACAAGUUCAAGCAGCUCCUUGCCGGCCCCAACACAGACCUUGAGGAACUGCGGAAGUUGAGCUGGUCCGGGAUCCCGAAGCCCGUCCGUGCCAUCACGUGGAAGCUGCUCUCGGGUUACCUUCCCGCCAAUGUAGACCGAAGACCAGCUACUCUCCAAAGAAAACAGAAAGAAUAUUUUGCUUUUAUUGAUCACUAUUAUGAUUCUAGGACGGAUGAAGUUCACCAGGAUACAUACAGACAGAUCCACAUAGACGUCCCUCGAAUGAGUCCCGAAGCGUUAAUACUUCAACCCAAAGUGACGGAGAUUUUUGAAAGGAUAUUGUUUAUAUGGGCCAUACGUCACCCUGCCAGUGGGUACGUUCAGGGGAUAAAUGACCUCGUCACUCCUUUCUUCGUAGUCUUCAUUUGCGAAUACAUAGAUGAGGAGGGCGUGGACACCGCCGACGUCUCCUGCGUGCCUGCCGACGCGCUGCGCAACGUGGAGGCCGACACGUACUGGUGCAUGAGCCGGCUGCUGGACGGCAUCCAGGACAACUACACCUUUGCUCAGCCUGGGAUUCAGAUGAAAGUGAAAAUCUUGGAAGAACUCGUGAGCCGGAUCGAUGGGCAAGUCCACCGGCACCUGGACCAGCACGAGGUGAGGUACCUGCAGUUCGCCUUCCGCUGGAUGAACAACCUGCUGAUGCGUGAGGUGCCCCUGCGCUGCGCCAUCCGCCUGUGGGACACCUACCAGUCGGAACCCGAGGGCUUCGCGCAUUUCCACUUGUACGUGUGUGCUGCUUUUCUCGUGAGAUGGAGGAAAGAAAUACUGGGAGAAAGAGAUUUUCAAGACCCAAGGAGAAGACGCAGUUUGGAGCUCAGAACAGAAGGAGCCGGAAAUUCAAAUGCACGCCACGAAAUGUCAAGUUCAUUUUCUCAGUUCCAGCUCCCAGACGUCUCGGGAAGACUGUCAUUGGCAGAGCUCAGGUCAAGCGCCCACUCCAGAAUCAACCAACUGGGGCCCCAGGGCAAGAUCAGGUGUUUCCAGGGCUGAUCCAGACGCACAAAGAGGUCAAGGAGGGGAUUCGCAUCCUAGAAGAGGGGUGGUGCUAGGGCACGCGCGCUCACUAGCGACCACCACCGUGCACCCCUGGGCUGCCUGGCACAGGCCUCCUCGCCCUCACACCGCCCCCCUUCACUCCCGUGAAAGCUCCACCCACUAGGACGCUGGUUGGAAAUCAGGUCCAGGAAUCUGGGGCCUUCAGGUUCCCGGGCAGCAGCGGCAGGAAGGGGCAGGCGCUGGGAGGGGCCUCGAGUGCCACCUGGCCUCCAGCUCCUCGGGCCAGAGCCCGAAGGAGCAUCAGUCGGCCCCAGCUGGGGACCGGGCUGCAACGGUGAGCAAAACAGCCAUUGCCACGUCUCCAGGUGCACAGGAGACAGAGACUCCCAGCUCCGACUUGUCAAUAAUCACGUGGCUUUAAAUCAAUGCCCCAGACCCUCGGGCACCCAAGUCGACGUGGACACAGGCGUAUUUGAAAACCUGGGCCUUUGCAGCAGCAGUGCACAGUGUGUCUCCCACGGGGAAGGAUGUCUCCUCGCUGCUCUUCUGGGAACUCCUGGAGACGUCCCUGGAGGGGAGGGAAUAGAGUCAGGCUCUGUUUGGAGGCUGUGGUGAUUCUCAUCUGACCCCUUUGCACCUGCUGUUCCCUCUGCCUGGGACGCCCCUUCCCAGUGUCACCCCUGUGGCUCCUAGACUUUGGUUACCUGCCGUUGCACACACAGACCUUAAAC
Kogia breviceps (pygmy sperm whale) is the source of this 2508-nucleotide messenger RNA. The record is from RefSeq and is a predicted model, not a curated record. NCBI's taxonomy places the organism in Eukaryota, Metazoa, Chordata, Mammalia, Artiodactyla, Physeteridae.